This is a messenger RNA of Jaculus jaculus (lesser Egyptian jerboa), 2998 nucleotides long. RefSeq names its product calpain 1 (gene Capn1). The transcript has 22 exons. Bases 125 to 2269 code for a protein of 714 amino acids. Lineage: Eukaryota; Metazoa; Chordata; Mammalia; Rodentia; Dipodidae. The record is from RefSeq and is a predicted model, not a curated record. Gene Ontology annotation, biological process: proteolysis. Gene Ontology annotation, molecular function: calcium-dependent cysteine-type endopeptidase activity; calcium ion binding. Gene Ontology annotation, cellular component: cytoplasm.
GGAGGAGGGGAGGUGAAGGAGGGCGGGGAGGAGCGCUCUUCCUGGUUGGGCCCUGCCCUGAGCUGCCACCAAGGAAGCCAGCCGCGGGGGACCUCGGCGAUCCCCUUAACUCCCCUCCCCCAGGAUGGCGGAGGAGUUCAUCACGCCCGUGUACUGCACCGGUGUGUCAGCCCAAGUGCAGAAGCAAAGGGCCAAGGAGCUGGGCUUGGGCCGCCAUGAGAACGCCAUCAAGUACAUGGGCCAGGAUUACCAGCAGCUGCGGGCGCACUGCCUGCAAAGUGGGGCCCUCUUCCGAGAUGAGGCCUUUCCCCCAGUGCCCCAGAGCCUAGGCUUCAAGGAACUGGGCCCCAAUUCUUCCAAGACCUAUGGCAUCAAGUGGAAGCGUCCCACGGAGCUGCUGUCAAACCCCCAAUUCAUCGUGGAUGGAGCCACCCGUACAGACAUCUGCCAGGGAGCACUGGGGGACUGUUGGCUCCUGGCUGCCAUCGCCUCCCUCACCCUCAAUGACACCCUGCUGCACCGAGUGGUUCCCCAUGGUCAGAGCUUCCAGGAUGGCUAUGCCGGCAUCUUCCAUUUCCAGCUGUGGCAGUUCGGGGAGUGGGUGGACGUGGUCGUGGAUGACUUGUUGCCCACCAAGGACGGGAAGCUGGUGUUCGUGCACUCCGCUCAGGGCAACGAGUUCUGGAGUGCCCUGCUCGAGAAGGCCUACGCCAAGGUUAAUGGCAGCUACGAGGCUCUUUCGGGGGGCAGCACCUCGGAAGGCUUUGAGGACUUCACAGGCGGGGUCACCGAGUGGUAUGAGCUGCGGAAGGCACCGAGUGACCUCUACCAAAUCAUCCUCAAGGCACUGGAGCGAGGCUCCCUGAUGGGCUGCUCCAUAGACAUCUCCAGUGUCCUGGACAUGGAAGCCGUCACUUUUAAAAAGCUGGUGAAGGGCCAUGCGUACUCCGUGACAGGUGCCAGGCAGGUGAACUACCGAGGACAGAUGGUGAGUCUCAUCCGGAUGCGGAACCCCUGGGGCGAGGUGGAGUGGACCGGAGCCUGGAGCGACAGCUCCUCCGAGUGGAACAACGUGGACCCCUAUGAACGGGAGCAGCUGCGGAUCAAGAUGGAAGAUGGGGAGUUCUGGAUGUCAUUCCGAGAUUUCAUGCGUGAGUUCACCCGUCUGGAGAUCUGCAAUCUCACCCCCGAUGCACUCAAGAGCCGGACAAUCCGCAACUGGAACACCACCCUCUAUGAGGGCACCUGGCGGCGGGGGAGCACCGCGGGGGGCUGCCGGAACUACCCAGCCACCUUCUGGGUGAAUCCCCAGUUCAAAAUCCGGUUAGAGGAGGUGGACGACGAAGACGACUAUGGGAGCCGCGAGUCCGGCUGCAGCUUUGUGCUGGCUCUCAUGCAGAAGCACCGCCGCCGCGAGCGCCGCUUCGGCCGGGACAUGGAGACCAUCGGCUUCGCGGUGUAUGAGGUCCCACCAGAGCUGGUGGGCCAGCCGGCUGUGCACUUGAAGCGUGACUUCUUCCUGGCCAACUCCUCUCGGGCACGCUCGGAGCAAUUCAUCAACCUGCGGGAGGUCAGCACCCGCUUCCGCUUGCCGCCUGGGGAGUACGUGGUGGUGCCCUCCACCUUCGAGCCCAACAAGGAGGGUGACUUUGUGCUUCGAUUCUUCUCAGAGAAGAGAGCUGGGACUGAGGAGCUGGAUGACCAAAUCCAGGCCAACCUCCCUGAUGAGCAAGUGCUGUCAGAAGAGGAGAUUGAUGAGAACUUCAAGGCUUUGUUCAGGCAGCUGGCAGGAGAGGACCUGGAGAUCAGCGUCAAGGAACUGCAGACCAUCCUCAACAGGAUCAUCAGCAAACACAAAGACCUGCGGACCAAGGGCUUCAGCAUAGAGUCGUGCCGCAGCAUGGUGAACCUCAUGGAUCGUGAUGGCAAUGGGAAGCUGGGCCUGGUGGAGUUUAACAUCCUAUGGAACCGGAUCCGAAAUUACCUGUCCAUCUUCCGCAAAUUUGAUCUGGACAAGUCAGGCAGCAUGAGUGCCUAUGAGAUGAGGAUGGCCAUCGAGUCUGCAGGCUUCAAGCUCAACAAGAAGCUCUAUGAACUCAUUAUCACUCGCUACUCUGAGCCUGACCUGGCCGUGGACUUUGACAACUUCGUGUGCUGCCUCGUGCGGCUAGAGACCAUGUUCCGGUUUUUCAAAUCCCUGGACACAGAUCUGGAUGGUGUCGUGACCUUCGACCUGUUUAAGUGGUUACAGCUGACCAUGUUUGCAUGAGGCCAGGACUUGGCUUCCCUUGCUGCACCCUCCCUUUUCUCUUCUGCCAAGCCACGCCUUCCUGCCGCACCAGACCACUGACCACGUCAGCUGCAAGUGCCUUCCUUGGAGCAAGAAGGCAUCCUCAUCUUCUUGUCGCCUCUCCUCCCCACUGCCGCUGCUCACCUGCUCUGGGCAGAGCUGUGGGGCCUUCCCUGCCUCUGUGGCCAGGGACUCAGAAUGGACUCCCUGGACCCACCCAUGGCACAACCAGGAAGGCAGCUCUGUGCUUAUUUCUGCCUUGGGGCUUCCCCACCCCAGCAUCCUGAUGUGUCGCCUGCCGUUACUUCAGAGGCCAGGCCUUCUGCUGAUCCCCGACCAGACCUCACCUGCAGACUUUAUAACCACUAGCCCAACUCACUCUGCAUCCAGGUGUUCAAGCCUCCUCCCCACCGGGGUAGUGACCGAGGUGACCUGUGCCUUUCGGUGAAAAAGCUAAGGUCCCCUCUGCCCUGGAGUCCCCCGCUCCCUCCUUUUACGUACCCAACAGAAGCUGCCCAGGCUGGAGGGGCUCAGGCUCUCCUUCCUUCCUCCUCCCCUUUUUUAUAUGGGUGAUUUUAAAUGGAACUCUUCAGGGACUGGUGUACUGGUUAGGGAGAACCAGAGGCACUGGGGGGUGGGGUGGGGAAGUCCCAUGUUUCUGUGCAGAAAACACUCAAUAAUAAUAAUAAUAAUAAUAGCCCCAUAUCU